AUAAAUGCUCCUUAGUGUCCAGAAACCUGCAGUUUGUUCUACAGCCUGAAGGCUCCACGUGGACUUGGAAAUGGCGCCAUCCUUUGGAGAUGUGGGGAACUGCAGAGAGCUGCUGCUGGCAUCCAGCUCCAUGGAGAGGAGAGAAAGGCAUGUUGGCUAUGUGAGACAUUCGUGACGGGCCUCCACUUCUUCUCACAGUUCUCACGAAUGCGUCCUGGAACACGCACGGAGUGCACGUAGAAAUAUGGCAUGAUUAGAGUCCUGGACCAGCUGAUUGGGGAUCAGUGUCUGGCUCAAGGACAAGACUGGAGGUCUGAAGGUCUGGAGGUCUGGACCCCGGCUGAGGACGCCCUGCCGGCUCCAGCUGACCGUGAGGUUUGAGGGGUCCUGGAUAAAGCUUAGAUCUGCUGGUAGAAGGUGUUGAAGGGCCCAGCAGCAGCAGAGGGACCACUAGAGCUGUCAUUGCUCUCCGGUGACAGCCGGCCUGUUUUUACACCUUCCUUCUAAAUAAGGAAGCGGCCUGACAGACACAUGACCACCGACCCAAUUUGGGAGCAGCCCGGUGCUCGGAGCUCUCAGGCCGCCACCAGUAAGCUCCUUCCUGCUCCAGUCCUCAGCUCAGUGGGGAGCAGCAUGAUGUCAUCCAGGUGGAAAGAAGGUUUUUGGUGAAACCAGAGGAUUCAUCCCGAGGAGAGACAGAGAGGGGGAAAAGAGAGAGAGAACAGAGCGUGUGCGUGUGUGUGAGAGAGAGGGGCGCGGAGGAGCUGCAAAACAUGGUAAUCACCAGCACCAGCAUCUCCAUCACCAGCACCAGCACCUCCAGCUCUGCCACGCACUCUCCCGUCUGUCCUCCUCUGCACCGGGGCUGCUUCAUGCCCAGAGCUCCGCUCCGUGCUCCCAGAAUAACCCCGAGCCAGCAUGCCGAAGGAAGCAAAACAAGAAGAGCGGUAUUUUUAGGCUCAUUAAUUUGGACCACGUGGCCCGAAGGUAAACCGGAUGGCCGUUGCGCAAAGGCUCCUCGUCAGUAUGUCCUGCGAGGCCGGCACGCCGCUCUGGACGCUGCCCGUCGUGGUUCUCCUGGGCUUUCUGCUGGGGAUAGUGUCCGCGUACCCGGUACCGAGCGGCAGGACAAACGCAACCCUACUGGAGAGGCGCUGGGAGACCCUGUUCUCCCGCUCCGUGCUGGGGAUCUCCGGGGAGAAACCGGAGCUGAACUGGGAGAGUGACUAUCUGCUGGGCAUCAAGAGAGUGCGGAGGCUCUACUGCAACGUGGGCAUCGGGUUUCACCUCCAGGUCCUCCCCGACGGCAGGAUAAACGGUGCUCACAAUGAAAACCAGUACAGUCUCAUAGAGAUCUCCACGGUGGACAGAGGAGUGGUGAGUCUGUUCGGGAUCAGGAGUCACAUGUUUGUCGCAAUGAACAGCCGUGGAAGGUUGUACGGAACGACAGUCUUCCAUGACGAGUGCAAGUUUAAGGAGAGUUUGCUGCCGAACAACUACAACGCCUACGAGUCUCUGGUCUACAGAGGAUCCUUCAUCGCUCUCAGCAAGCACGGCCGGGUGAAGAGGGGCAAUAAGGCCACCACCGCCAUGACCGUAACGCACUUCCUACCCCGAAUAUGAUGAGAGUAACUGGCAAUAACUAAACUGAUUUGCACAUGUGGAGUACUUCCCAGGUAACAGAUACCGUAUACGUACAGAACACAAGCAGACAAACACGGACUGUAGAAGAAAGAAAUACCGUUAUAUCUGAUAGUAUUUAUUCAAACUUUAUAUGUAUAUUUGGGUAGCUGACUUUUUAUUAGAAACUAUGGAAAUGCCAUUCUUUGCUGCUUUUAUGAUUUUCACCAUGUUUUUGUGACGUGACGGAUGGAGAGGCGUCAUCUCAGUUUUUCGGGGUGCUUUGCCCCGUCAGUGGAGAUGGAUUCUUACCUCAAAGCACCACAUCCUGACAACCCAGAAGAUGAGGAAUGAGUGCAUGAAGUUUCUACACAGAAGAGUGUCUAUGGACUGAAAAUGUGUUAAUGUGUUGUCGACAUUUCCCCGUCGCUGCGUUCGACUGGCAGUGCGACUGGAGCUCUUCAGACAUGGCGGCGGCUGUUUUUCUGCUUUGUCAUGAGGUGGCGGUGCCUUGAAUUCCUCCUCCUCCUCCUCCUCCUCCUCCCCCUCCCCCUGCAUGCUCAGAAAUAGGAACGAUCCGCCGGUCGUCAUCCCUCAGACUCCACCCGGAGGACUUCAGCACAAUUCCUAGAGUGCCAGAGCUUUCUCCACUUUAUUUUCUUUCCAGAAUUAGAUCAAUUAAGUAAUUGAGACUCUGUGCUGCACAGGACCCAGUGGAGCCUCUGGUUAAUGUGGAAAGCCAGAUUUAGAGUCUCCAUCACAUCCACAGGAGCUCUGACAAUCCCAGGUUUGAUUUCUCAGUUCUGUAGCCGAUCAUCAGGUCAGACGGAGUGUGAGAGUGUGUGUCGGUAUUUAAGGAUGAAUGUGGAACUGAUGAACUGAUUUAUUUAUUUUCUGUAGAAGAAUCUCAGAGACCUGACACUAUGAAGAGCUAAACGUCUUCUUGUAUGUUAGAUUUCCCCACUUUAAAGUGUUCUCUGGAUUUUACUCAUUUAUUAUUUUCUUCUAAAUGUGUCGUUUAGAGCAGACAUGAGAAGCUGCUCGACUUUCAUGCUGGUCUCAAGAUAUCUGACUCUGAAAUUAACGUGGUUCUGAGUGAAACUAAAGAGUGAAUCUGUUUCUGAUGAGUCGAUGAACUGGAAGUACGACAUCUGCUGUGUUAGUUUGAAAUAUUUGGUGAUUUGAGGUUUGUGAAAACUUCUGAAGGCUACGCUGAUGUUUAGAUGAAGUGGAUGAAGCUUAUUUCAGUCACACUUUGAAGCUAUUUGUGCAUAUUUCAGAGGAGUCAACAGCGAACCACAGGGGUGUUUAGCAGUGUUCUUGGAGUCUUCAUCUGCAGCGUUCCAUACUUGAAUCCAGCGACUGCUCCUCUCAGAUACUGUAUUUAUCUCCAAUGUGGAAAAGGAGGAAGCUCAAAGGGAAACUAGCAGAGAUGGACAUCCAUGUGGCGCUGACUGUUUGUGUGGUGACGAUGUGGAGAAUUACCUGAGCAGGUAAAGCUGUUCAGACCGGUGCUCUGAGGAUCCUGAGAGGACGUUCUGUGUUUCUCAUGGAGACUUUUUGUUUUUUCUGGUCCGUUGAGGCUCCUGUAGACCGAAUGACCAGAUGAGGUCUAAUGACGUGAAAUGAAGGCAUCCUAGGUUAAAAAAAAAAGAAAAAAAAAAGUCUUCUAGUAGUGGGAAUGAGGUGCAACUGAGCAGUAACUAAAUUAUUUAACUACUUUACCUGCAAAAUCCUGCAAGUAGCAACACCCCAGUACGAGGUCAUCUGGAGAAAAUAUGGUGAAAACGGUAGCAGACGCUCUUCUAGACGUGUUUUAUUCAUAUUUGACCUUCUCUCAUUACUGUAACGCAGAAUGUCUGAACGACGGUUUGGCUCCUGUCUAGAAUGAAUGAAUGAAUGAGUGAGUGAGUGUGUGUGCAUGUGUGUGUUUGUGCACGUGUGAAAGCGCUCCUGUCAGGUUCUGUUUCUGCCAAAGCGAUGGUGGAGAUGGUAUCAGAUGGAUUUACCGUGAGUCAGGACAAACGGUUUGAGGACAAAGACCAGAGGGACGGUUUGAUGAAACCUGGAGGCUUAGAGGAGGAGAAACACUGACUGGUUUCUGGUAGUUAUGUAGCAAAAAGACCUCUAAAAUAAAAUAAAACUGAAUCAAAUGCUUCCAGGAAUGUUGGAGUUUCCUGCUGGACUGAAUACUGUGAUGAUCCCAGGAUGUUUCUGAAGAACUGUCUUUGCCUUCAGCAUCUCCUCACUCAUUAGACUGAUCAGCCUUUUUAUCAUAUCUCUGAUCGGAAAUGAAAACACGAUCGGUUGUAGCUUUUUCUGGGCUGAUCUGGUGGGAGCCGGCUGGAGAGAUGUUUCAUGAAAACGUGCUAAAAAAGGUGCAGAUGUUUUGUAUGGAGUGCAAUCUUCUGAACAUGACUAGAUGUUUCCCUACACCCCAUCCUGCUGACAUGCAGAGAACAGAAAGGACUUGUUCUGAUGAUGGUGUUGUGUGAUUUUACUGGGUUAUUAUGGGAUGUUUCAGUCACAGCAGCUCGUUGGACUGGAAGUCUGAUGAGAAUGAAGUUGAUAUUUUUCACCGGAAGCAACUCAGCUUGGUGUCAGAAGGAAACAUCUCUGCAUGAUGCUGGUUGUAGGAUGCAGCAGAAAGCCGUUAACGGUGAGAAAACACGAGCCCUGUACUUCCUGAUUCCUCAUUAUGCAUGUAGAGUUCUGGAUGGACGAGGACGUCUUCCUCUGAUUCAGGAUCCAGACUCUAGAUUCUGCCAUUCUUCUACCUGUUCAGCUGGUUUUAAAUGUGUUCACAGGGAACCGGAGGUCUGUCAGCAGAUCUGGGAUCAGAGUUGUGUCGGCAGCCUCUGUGUUUCUUUCUCAGUUUUCUAUUCCUGCACUGAGGGGAGAGUGCUUCCUCUUUUGAACAUAUACCUCACCUUCUGCCUUAGUUCCGAUUAUUGAAAUGAUUGUAAAUUAGUUUGAAACAACAGACUUCUCCAAUCAUUUGUUUCUGAAAAAUAUGAUGAUGAGUAAGUAAAAUACUAUAUUACAAAUGGUUUUCCUUUUAUUUUUGUACGUAUGUGCUGUGCACAGCAGUCAACUGUAUUCCUGAGACGAUAAUAAAAGACGUUUUGUAAAA
Molecule: messenger RNA, 4753 nt
Organism: Acanthochromis polyacanthus (spiny chromis)
Lineage: Eukaryota; Metazoa; Chordata; Actinopteri; Pomacentridae
Product: fibroblast growth factor 6
Exons: 3
Coding region: 997-1623 (208 amino acids)
Biological process (GO): positive regulation of gene expression; fibroblast growth factor receptor signaling pathway; regulation of cell migration
Cellular component (GO): cytoplasm
Molecular function (GO): fibroblast growth factor receptor binding; growth factor activity
Source: RefSeq, a predicted model, not a curated record